This is a messenger RNA of Ochotona princeps (American pika), 961 nucleotides long. Its product is annotated as olfactory receptor 5AU1. The transcript has a single exon. Gene Ontology annotation, molecular function: olfactory receptor activity; G protein-coupled receptor activity; odorant binding. Bases 16 to 951 code for a protein of 311 amino acids. Gene Ontology annotation, biological process: sensory perception of smell; G protein-coupled receptor signaling pathway. The record is from RefSeq and is a predicted model, not a curated record. Gene Ontology annotation, cellular component: membrane. NCBI's taxonomy places the organism in Eukaryota, Metazoa, Chordata, Mammalia, Lagomorpha, Ochotonidae.
GAACAUUGGAAAAGUAUGGGAGAGGUAAACCUGAGCAGAAGCAGCGAGUUUGAACUCCUGGGUCUCACCAGCGACCCCUGGCUGCAGAGACUUCUCUUCGUAGUGUUCCUAGGCAUGUACACGCUCACCCUGCUGGGGAACCUGGUCCUGCUCCUCCUGAUCCACGUGAGUGCCGCUCUGCGCAUGCCCAUGUACUCCCUCCUCAAGAGCCUCUCCUUCUUGGAUUUCUGCUACUCUUCAACCAUUGUCCCCCAGACCCUGGUGAACUUCUUGGCCAAGCGGAAGGUGGUUUCGUAUCUUGGCUGCAUGGCUCAGAUGUUCUUCUAUGCGGGAUUUGCCACCAGUGAGUGCUAUCUUAUUGCUGCCAUGGCCUAUGACCGCUUUGCUGCUGUUUGUAACCCACUCCUUUACCCCACGGUCAUGUCGCCCAGGGUCUGUACCUCUCUGAUCUUGGGUUCCUUCACCGCGGGAUUUCUCAACUCUCUGAUUCACACCAGCUGUAUCUUUAGUCUGGAGUUCUGUGGUGCUCAUGUGGUCACUCACUUCUUCUGUGAUGGACCCCCCAUCUUGUCCCUGUCUUGUGUGGACACCUCGCUGUGUGAGAUCCUGCUCUUUAUUUUUGCUGGUUUCAACCUUUUGAGCUGCACCCUCACCAUCUUGAUCUCCUACUUGUUAAUUCUCAUCACUAUCCUGAGAAUGAACUCAGCCCAGGGUAGGUCCAAGGCGUUUUCCACCUGUGCCUCCCACCUCACUGCGGUCUGCCUCUUUUUUGGAACAACACUGUUUAUGUACCUGCGGCCUAAGUCCAGCUACUCCCUGACCCAAGACCGCACUGUUGCUGUAAUCUACACAGUGGUGAUCCCCAUGCUGAACCCCUUAAUCUACUCUUUGAGGAACAAGGAUGUGAAGGAUGCUUUAAGAAAAAUUUGGAGCAGGAAAUCAGCAGGGUGAUCUUCUUAAC